AUGCGGGUUCUUGUUAUUGGCGCAAGUGGUCGUACAGGCAAGCUAGUCCUCGACGAACUCCACAAUCGAGGACACCAAAUUACAGUGCUGGCUCGCAAUCCAGCAGCAUUGGAAGGGUAUAAAGUUGAUGUCGUCAAAGGCACACCCACCAACAUGUCCGAUAUGAGAGAAGCGUUUAAGCGAGAUACCCCAGAAGUCGUUAUCGUAACCCUGAGCGCACCUCGAACCAGCGAUAGUCCCUUCGCCGCAGUGAUUUCCCCACCCCGCCUAAUGGCCGAUAGCAAUGCCAACGUAGUGGCAGCUAUGAAGGAAUUUGGUGUUCCCAAAGUGGUUGUUCUUCAAGCUUUCGGGGUUGGCGAUUCAUGGUCGAAUAUGCCAUGGAUAUUACAAUUGCUGAUGAGCAAGUCCAACAUGCGACAUCAGUACGAGGACCACAACAAUACCGACCGUGAAAUCCGUGCGAGCGGAGUGACUUUCGUUUUUGUCCGGCCUUCCCGGCUGGUGGACAGCGAUGUGCUGAAAGUUCGCGAAUGGCCUGGAGAUGGCAGAGGUGUUUCGAUGAUGGCGAGUUCUAGUCGGAAAAGCGUUGCUCAUUUCCUGAUCGAUGCGGCGAUCGAGUCCAAGUGGGACAACACGGCGCCGGUAAUCACAAACUAA
Molecule: messenger RNA, 657 nt
Organism: Penicillium pulvis
Lineage: Eukaryota; Fungi; Ascomycota; Eurotiomycetes; Eurotiales; Aspergillaceae
Exons: 3
Coding region: 1-657 (218 amino acids)
Source: RefSeq, a predicted model, not a curated record